Molecule: messenger RNA, 855 nt
Organism: Penaeus monodon (black tiger shrimp)
Lineage: Eukaryota; Metazoa; Arthropoda; Malacostraca; Decapoda; Penaeidae
Product: proteoglycan 4-like
Exons: 2
Coding region: 1-855 (284 amino acids)
Source: RefSeq, a predicted model, not a curated record
AUGCAACACGGAGCAACACCAGAGCCAAGGCAACACCGGAGGCAACACCAGAGCCAAGGCAACACCGCGAAGCAACACCAGGCAACCCGAGCACACACCAAGGCAAAACACCGGAGCAAGCAAACCGGACCAAAGGACAAACGAGCAACACACAGCCAAGGCAACACCGGACAACACCAAGCCAAGGCAACACCGGAGCAACACUACAGCCAAGGCAACACACCAAGCAAGCCAAGCAACCCGGAGCAAACAAAGCAAGGCAAACCGGAGCAACUCAACACCAGGCAAGGCAAAACGGAGCAACCACAGCAACACAGACAACCGGGAAAGGCAACACCACCACAACACCGGCAACACAACAAGAAACCCCAAGAAAAACCGACCCAAAGGCAACACCGGACAACACCGGGCCAAGGCAACACCGGACAAUGCACCCAGAGCCAAGGAAAACAGGAGCAACUGCACACCAGACCCAAAGGCAACACCGGAAAGCAACACCCAGCCAAGCACACGGAGCAACACAGAGCCAAGGAACACCGGAGCAACAACCGGGCCAAAGGCAACACCGGGGGCAAACCAGAGCCAAGCACACCGGAGAAACCAACCCCAAGCACACCGGGAACAACCCCAGAACGCAACCCAAAGCCAAGCAACACCGGAACAACACCAAGCCAAGGCAACACCGGGCAGCACCAACCAAGCAACACGGCAACACCAGACCCAAGAAACCCGGAGCCAAGUGAGAUUAAUCCCCUCAAAAGACCCGGCACAAUUUCGUCUGUGUUGCCUAGGAGUUCGUUAUUUUUUACACAAGUGCAUUGUACUGAGCGGUCUUCUGGAACCUCUUUCAAAUAA